CACUAUACACUAUCAAGUGCAUAUAUGCACGCGUGACAUAGAGAGAGAAGCAAAAAUCAAGAGAGAGAGAGAGAGAGAGAGAGAGAGAGAGAGAGAGAGAGAGUUGAGUACUACUACUGCAUGCUACUGCUGCGUCCUACUGCACUCAUUCAUGAUCAGCAUUAUGAAACAUGUGCUGGCAGCGGCGAUGACGAUUUGCGUGUUCGCGACGGCGGCGGCUGCCGCGGUGGUGGUGGCGGAAGAAGGCGGCGGCGGCGGAGGGUGUCGGGCGGAAGAGGCGGUGUUCUUCAAUUUCGGGGACUCGAACUCGGACACGGGCGGCGUCGCGGCCGGGCUCGGAUACCACUUCCCCCUCCCCGACGGCCGCGCCUUCUUCCGCCGCCCCACCGGCCGGCUCUGCGACGGCCGCCUCGUCGUCGACUUCCUCUGUGAGAGCCUGCCCACAAGAUAUCUGAGCCCAUACCUGGAAGCACUGGGCUCAGACUUCAGCAAUGGAGCCAACUUCGCCGUCGCCGGAUCGACGACUCUGCCGAACAACGUCCCCUUCGCGCUCCGGAUCCAAGUUCAGCAGUUCCUCCACUUCCGAUCGCGAUCUCUAGAGCUUUCCGCGCAAGGUUUUGGAGCCACUGUCGACGAGGACGGUUUCGGAAGAGCACUCUACUCGAUCGACAUCGGCCAGAACGACCUCACGGGCAUUGUAGGCUCGAGACUGCCAUACGACCAAAUGAUCGCGAGAAUUCCGCCCGUCGUCGGCGAAAUAAGAUCCGCCGUCACGACCUUGUACAACACCGGCGCGAGGAACUUUUGGAUACACAACACUGGGCCCCUGGGAUGCUUACCGGAGAAGCUCGCUGCGCCGCGCAAAGACGACAGCGAUCUCGACGCUUACGGAUGUCUCAAAACCGCCAAUGACGUCGCCAGGGAAUUCAAUUCGCAACUGAGUACAAUCUGCGACGAAAUGCGGUCGGAGUUGAGGAAUUCGACGAUCGUCUAUACCGACAUCUUUGCUAUCAAGUAUGAUCUCAUCGCGAACUAUACCAGCUAUGGUUUCGAGAAGCCGUUAACGGCGUGUUGCGGCUACGGGGGGCCGCCGUACAACUACAACAGAAGUGUAACAUGCCUGAAUCCGGCGUGCCAGGUUUGCGACGACGGCGCGAAGUACAUAAGCUGGGAUGGAGUGCACUACACUGAGGCUGCAAAUUCUGCAGUUGCCAACAAAAUUCUCACUGCUGAGUACUCAAAUCCCAGAACUGAGUUUGGUUUCUUCUGCAGCACUACAUGAUUGAAAAUUAAUGCUUUAGAUGACUUUUAGUUAGCAAAGUAUAUGUUCUUGGUAUGAAUGAAUGAAUGAUAGUUUAAUUUAUGUUGAGAAAUGAGAAAAGGAGUUGUAGAAGAGAUGUUAUAAGUGUUAUUUAAAAAAAAGGGAAAGGAAUUGUGAGGUGAUCAUGAGUGGUUUUGUUGUUCCCUGAACUGCUUGAUAUGUAAGAACAAUUCCAAGAAAAAGAAUAUAUA
Messenger RNA from Ananas comosus (pineapple), 1512 nucleotides. Its product is annotated as GDSL esterase/lipase At1g09390-like. The coding region runs from base 152 to 1282 and encodes 376 amino acids. NCBI's taxonomy places the organism in Eukaryota, Viridiplantae, Streptophyta, Magnoliopsida, Poales, Bromeliaceae. The transcript is spliced from 5 exons. Gene Ontology annotation, molecular function: hydrolase activity, acting on ester bonds. The record is from RefSeq and is a predicted model, not a curated record.